CCGAAUGCAACCAAACUCUGCCGCCUAUUACCGCGACUCACCGUUGCUUGUUAGCGGUGCAUCUAUGGACUGCAGUACAGUACUGGACUACUUGCCCUUUAUGUCACAAUGCAGAGUACGGCUAUCAACACGUCAGGAUGGCGAGACCCGGGCCUGUAUAACUGACUCAUACAAAGGACCUUUCAGCACUGCCAGCAAGCGCUCAGAUUAUAAAUGAAACACGGAAAAUCAGGUCUCACCGUAACCUCCUGGGCCGUAUCCUCCGUUCCCUCCUCUUGUUGACGCCACCCACCAUUAUCACCACAUCCAAGAGCUAUCUAGACCUUGCGACGCCUCAGCAUGGAUUCAAACAAGUUUAAAGAGCUGGUCUCGAGAUUGUUCGACGAGUAUAUCAUCAAUGAGAUGCCCGCACACCUCCUUCGACUGCAUCCCGACAAAGGUCCAAUCGAAACCAUAGAACUCAUUGACCGAUUCUCCUUGCGUUCAUACUACGAAACCAAAGUCGACGAGAUCAGAGAGGAUGAUAUCGUCCCAAAUGCUGAUGAAGAAUGGGAAGACGCCAUCCUAAGGUUAAUAAAGGAGAAGAUCCAAUAUGCUAUCCUGUCUCAUCGAUGGGUCGAUGGAGACUCAGAGACAUCGUUCCAAUAUAUGAAGUCAAAGAUCGAAGUCAAGUCCUUGGAUUCCCGCGUGGGUGGACUUGGGAAGUUAUAUGCGUUCUGCCAAAAGGCACGCGACGACUUCGGUUGUUCGUUUGCGUGGUGCGAUUUGUGCUGCAUAGACAAGACAAGCAGUUCAGAGCUUGACGAAGCCAUCCGUUCCAUGUUCCGAUGGUAUCGCAACUCACAUAUAUGCAUCACCUACCUCCCAGAGACAGACAGCAUAGACGAUCUCGCGAAGGAGGAGUGGUUCAAAAGGGGUUGGACACUCUUGGAGCUCCUUGCACCAUUCCGGUUGAAGUUUUAUGGAAAGUUAUGGGCGCCACUCAGGCCCCUUCACGAGUCGAAGAACGACAAAUGUGACAACAUCUUGCAAGAAAUCUCGCGCAUUACGCGCAUACCUGAGAUGGAUCUCAGAUCUUUCGAGCCUGAGACCAACCGGGUGCGAGAGAAGAUGCUAUGGGCAUCCAACCGACGAACGACGAAGGUCGAAGAUAUCGCUUAUUCCUUGAUUGGGAUAUUUGAUGUUAGCCUGAUGGUUGCGUAUGGAGAGGGGAAACGAGCCUUUUAUCGUCUGAUGGAGGCCAUAUUGCAGAGAUGUGAUCACUGGGAGAUCUUCUGCUGGAAAGGAGUCUCUUCCUUGUACAACGCCGCCCUUCCAGCUGACCCUAGCUGCUAUCAUGUGGUGGAGAACACGGAUGAUGUUCAUGCCGAAGAACAAAUGAACAACGAGCGCUACAUAAUCGGGGACAAGCUAUUUGCCUUGACUAAUCACGGACUCAAGAUAAAAGUGUUUUUGAUUCGAGUCGAAAAGGUGCACGAAACAGUUGUAGAAGGAACGCAUGGCUCGAGGAAGAGACUCGGUUUCAGCCAUGGAGUGUUGGGUGAUGUGGAAUUAACUUCCGUGCAUUCCAAGUACGAGGCUCAUGCCGAGUGGGCAUUUGGCGUCGUUGACUUUUGGCAACAAUAUGGAGGCGAGUUAGGCUUUCUUGAUCCCCACAGUAGGUCACGCCCGUACACGGCAUUCCUUCUAUCAUACCACCCGAAUGCAUCUCCUGAUGCUAGAUGGAGGAAGGAGAUGACAGAGGACAUAGUGCACAUUUGGCCUCAGAGAUACAUCGAAGAUUCACUUACCCUCUUGUACCUAUAGUCGAAUGUCGUUGACCAUUUAUGCAUUAUAUAUAGACGGCCUUGGAAAUUUGGAAUUGCUACAUCAUACCGCAUCAACCACGACAUGCCCAACAGUCCCUUAUGAGUGUACGUAUACACAAGAUAUCAAUUGUUGUCAAGAUAGCUCUUAAGUAGUACAUUUGAAUGUGGGCUUUAGUACUACGUACAGUGAUACUACAACUUGAUC
Suillus paluster is the source of this 2013-nucleotide messenger RNA. RefSeq lists its product as uncharacterized. The record is from RefSeq and is a predicted model, not a curated record. NCBI's taxonomy places the organism in Eukaryota, Fungi, Basidiomycota, Agaricomycetes, Boletales, Suillaceae. The coding region runs from base 340 to 1806 and encodes 488 amino acids. The transcript is spliced from 2 exons.